Molecule: messenger RNA, 1482 nt
Organism: Rhodotorula toruloides NP11
Lineage: Eukaryota; Fungi; Basidiomycota; Microbotryomycetes; Sporidiobolales; Sporidiobolaceae
Product: DNA methyltransferase 1-associated protein 1
Exons: 6
Coding region: 1-1482 (493 amino acids)
Biological process (GO): chromatin remodeling; negative regulation of transcription by RNA polymerase II; DNA repair
Cellular component (GO): NuA4 histone acetyltransferase complex; Swr1 complex
Molecular function (GO): transcription corepressor activity
Source: RefSeq, a predicted model, not a curated record
AUGGCCAGCGCCAAGGACGUCCGCGACAUUCUCCAACUCGGAGCAGCGCCCUCCUCCUCCCUGCAGCCCGCCAAGCGCAGCGGUCCUCCCGGUCCGCCCACCAAGCGCCUCGACGGCAUCACCCGCGAGCUCUACGCCCUCAUCGGCGACAACGCUCCCACCCUCGCGCUCGCACAGCCUGUCAAGCCCAAGUUCAAGGAGCGCGCGAAGCGUACAAAGCCCGCUGCGCACUGGCACCUCAUCGGCUUUACGAACCCUUCGCGAGGAGCGGGCACGCCGGACGAUGGAGACCGUGCGAAGCAGGCGCGCAAGAAGCUUGUCCUGAGGCAUUGGGUGAAGGACCUACCGCAGAACUUUGUCGACGGCAUGCCCGACCAGAAGUUUGCCAAGUUCAACACGUCCAGCCAGCCGUUCUCGUACACGCCGGAGGAGUACGAUCGGUGGCUCAAGUCCGAGGACUGGUCGAAGGACGAGACGGACCACCUCUUUGCGCUCGCGCACGAGUUCGACCUGCGCUUCAUCGUGAUGGCAGAUCGGUGGGCGCUGCCAAAGGAGCGGGGAGUGGAUGCGUUGAAAGACCGCUACUAUUCUGUCUGCCGGAUCCUCGCCGCGAAUCGACCAGGCCCGGAGCCGGCGGACCAAGGGGAGAAGGAGCGGCUCGAGAAGGCGCGACAAGAAGCCGUUGCCUCGUUCAGCUUCGAUCUGAACCGCGAACUUGAGCGCAAGGCUUACGUCGCCUCUCUCCUCUCGCGCACGCCCGCCGAGAUCGCCGAAGAAGACUUUCUCUACGUCGAGUCGCGGCGAAUCGAGCAAAACUACCACAAGAUUGCAGCCGAGCGGGCAGAGCUCCUGCACCUCCUUGGCGGGCGAGACGGAAUUGGGGCAUCCGGGUCGGGCGCGCAGGGGCUUGCGGGGUUGGGGCAGGGAGGGAUGGGCGGGAAGGAGGCGGAGAGGAGGAGGAAGGGGCCGGGUUGGGAUUAUGCGGGGAGUGCGAAUGCGUUGCCGGAGGGGUGGGCGGGAGAAGGGAGCAAGCGGAGGGCCACCGCCGAAGAGGACGCGGCGAUGUGCGUCGAGCGCCACCCCGCUCCUUCCGCCGUCGCGCCCAAGGCCUCGAUGUGGCCCUCCGUCGCCGUCCGCUCGUCGCGCCUCGCGCCCGUCAAGUCCGGCAUCGCGCAAAAGGUCGCCGCAGCACUCACCGAGACCGGCCUUUCGACGCACCUCAUCAUGCCGACCAAGACCAACAUCGCCAAGCUCGACGACCUGCAAGCUGCGCUGAGCCAGAUGAUCGAACUCAAGAAGGCGGUCGACAGGAUCCAGGGCGAGAUCAGGCUCGUCAGGAAGAAGAAGAUGCAGUUGCUCGGUCAGGAGGAGCCGGUCAUCAAGGGUGAGGACGACGACGGCGACAGGGCCGCCAACAGGAACAAGCGGAGCGCGUCUGUCGCGUCGUCGACCGUCUCGACGAAGCGGGCGAGGCGGGACUGA